Messenger RNA from Paramecium sonneborni, 1485 nucleotides. The record is from the annotation of a GenBank genome assembly. NCBI's taxonomy places the organism in Eukaryota, Ciliophora, Oligohymenophorea, Peniculida, Parameciidae.
AUGAAUUAGAGGGAGAGAAGAAGAAUAUAUUCGUUAUAAAGUAGAGAUCCCAUAAAUAUACAAAAAUAUCGUAUGGAUGUGUCAAUGGACAAUUUGUAGAAGCGUAAAACUUUGAAUUCUGAGCUACCUUAAUUGACAUAGAAUAAAUUACAUAUGGCUAAAUAUACAGCAUCUAUGUAAUUAUAGUAGAAAACUAAAUAUGAAUAAUUAUCUUUGAAAAUAUUAAGGGAACCCUAUAGAGCAUUGAAUGGGAAAUAAAGAUUGAUAACAAAUCAUUUUACGUUACAAUAAAAAAUAUAAGACACAAUAGCAUUAGAGUAUGUACAAAACACAUUGUCAAAUACAGAAAAUACAAUAAUAAAAGGAUAAGUGACACUUCCUGUUUAGAAUGAAUAAUAAUAUACAAUACCAAUAUCAAGACAAGGAAGUCGAGUAAUAAAGUAUGAUCAUUAUGGAUUGGUAUUUGGAGGACAUUCUCAUAGAGAAAAUAUAGAAAUUCAUGCAAUUUCAUUACAUAAUGGUUAAUGGAAAAGGAAAUAAGAGUUUUUUUAAUCAUAAAUAGAGUAAUUGAAAUUAAGAUAGAUGUUAAAUCCAAAUUUAAGAUUGGGGUGUUAUUUUAGUUUGAAUAUAGAUGAAAAUAAAACAAUAUAUGCAUUUGGGGGAGAAAAAAAUACAAAUAAUAGAAAGACUACAAAUGUUAUAACAAAAAUAUGUUUGGAAGAAGAUAGAUUGGAAUGGUAAUAAUAUUAAACUAAUAUUGGAUGUCGUAGAAAUCAUAGCGGAAAUUAUAGUCAUAAUUAUAUUAUAGUAAUUGGAGGUUUAGAUGAUAGUGAAAUAAAUACAAAGUUUUAUAGUGAUUUUUAAUUGAUUAAUUUGUAGAAUAUGAUCUGUACCUAAUUUUAUCCAAAGUUUUAUUUAAAAUAAGUAAUUUAGAAUGAAAAUCCUUUUAAAUUAGGAUUAGCAUAUCAUAGUGCAACUUUAGUUGGGAAUCCACAUUUAAGAAUGAAUUAUGAUUUAACAACAAAUACGAAAAAAGAAGAAUAAAUAGAUCAAUUGUUUACAAAAGAAGGGAUUUAUAUAUUUGGAGGAAAAGAUGGUGAAGACAAUAUAAAUAAUAAUUUAUAUUAGUUAAUAAUUGAUACUUAUCCAUCUGUAUUAUUAUAUGUAGAUACUAUGGGAUUGAAACCUUCUGCUAGACGAUCUCAUAGUAUGAAUUAUGAUGAAAAGAUAAGUGCUUUAUUAUUAUUUGGAGGUACAAAUGAAGUAGAAUGCUUUGGAGAUUUACAUUUAUUAUUUUUAAGAAAUUAUACUUGGUAGAAAGUGUAAUUAUAAGGCUAUUUGGAAUAUCCAUUUAGAUAUGAACAUUGCAGUGUUUAUAAUGAUGAUAAGUUAAUUAUUUUUGGUGGUUUAAGUUAAAAUGGAUUUUUAAUGUAUAAUCCUAUUUAAAUAUAAAUUAAAUUUAAAACAAUUCGUAAACAUAAUUGA